AGCGCUCGAGAGAAGAAUGGAAACAUUCAGUGAGAGUGACGAACGGAUGUUAUAGAGAUUAACCGGGCCAUUAAACCGGUGAAAUAAGAAGCAGGUGUUGGGGACCUGUGGUACAGUGGCUGUGAUAUAUAUAAACCGGUGUAACGAAAAGACAGAUGCUGUGGACUCGUUGUAAUGAAAUCGCAACUGUGUUACAAAAAAUAUGAAAAAUAAUUUAAGUUAGUAAUUUAAUGUCCGUUUAGAGCCAAAUUAUAGGAAUGCUGGAUCGUCUUAAUCACGGCCAUUUACUAAACUACUUUAAAAUUCUACGAGGAAAAAGAAUAUGUAGACGAAAGUAUAUAUUGUAGAUUAGGAGCCUUAAUUGCAUACUUUUAAAACGUCCAUCGUAAAAAUAAAGCGAGGUGCACAUGGAAACUGAUCAGUAUAAGAGAUAGCUACGAAGUACCAGGUUCAGAGAGCCCCUUGCAGGAGCAGCACAUGGUAGAGACUUGUGCGGACGUCGUCGCUCUAGACAGAAGGUGACAUCAAUACGGCGCGGGCGUCGCUCAAGACGGGUGGAGACAUCAAUACAGUGCGGAGGGAGAGACAUAGAGUGGAACACGCACCGUCAGUCAGCCUCCAAAACAAUGUUGUCACCACAUGGGGGAAUAUUGGCCGUCGCUUGCUGCCUCCUGCUGCCUCACACCCUCACCCACGCGGCCAGGAAAGGAGUGUGGCGUCGCGUGGAGGCCGUGGCAGGGAGGGAGGCUGUGCUGCCGUGCGAGGUGGGGCCCCUCGACUCCUCUGACAUGGUCUUCGUGGUCCUGUGGUACACCAACGGGGAGAAGGAACCCAUAUACAG
Molecule: messenger RNA, 841 nt
Organism: Procambarus clarkii (red swamp crayfish)
Lineage: Eukaryota; Metazoa; Arthropoda; Malacostraca; Decapoda; Cambaridae
Source: RefSeq, a predicted model, not a curated record